Oryza brachyantha (malo sina) is the source of this 1857-nucleotide messenger RNA. Its product is annotated as probable glucuronosyltransferase Os01g0926700. Gene Ontology annotation, molecular function: glycosyltransferase activity. The record is from RefSeq and is a predicted model, not a curated record. Gene Ontology annotation, biological process: glucuronoxylan biosynthetic process; plant-type secondary cell wall biogenesis. Bases 273 to 1529 code for a protein of 418 amino acids. NCBI's taxonomy places the organism in Eukaryota, Viridiplantae, Streptophyta, Magnoliopsida, Poales, Poaceae. The transcript is spliced from 4 exons.
UCCUUCCUUUCAAGUAAGAGCCAUGGCCCCCUAAUUGUUCUUGAAGCCUGUUUAUAUGUGGAGUUGGAGGAAGAAGCAAGGAAGCUUAGGAAAGCCUCUCCUCACCUUCUCAACUCACCAACUGCUUCUUGGUAGGAGAAUUGCCAGAAAAGUUUCCCCCUUUAACUUGCUCCUGGCAAUUGCCUGCUAGCUCAUAAGGCCGGACAGGGAGAGAGGGUUGUGGAGGAGGGGAGGCACAGGUGCUGGGAAGAGGCUUGUGGGGGAUCAAGAAGAUGAGGAGGUGGAUCUUGGCCAUUGCCAUUCUUGCAGCUGCAUGCUUCCUCUCCCUUGGAGCUGAGGCCCAGGUGGCGCAGCAGCAGGGCCACCAGACAGAGAGGAUCUCAGGAAGUGCUGGUGAUGUGUUGGAAGAUGACCCUGUUGGGAGGCUUAAGGUUUAUGUGUAUGAUCUCCCAAGCAAAUACAACAAGAAGCUGCUGAAGAAGGAUCCUAGGUGCCUGAACCACAUGUUUGCUGCAGAGAUUUUCAUGCACCGGUUCCUUCUUUCAAGCGCUGUCCGGACUUUUAAUCCUGAGGAAGCUGAUUGGUUCUACACACCGGUGUACACAACAUGCGACCUGACUCCUUCUGGUCUUCCACUGCCCUUCAAAUCACCACGGAUGAUGCGCAGCGCAAUUGAGCUGAUUGCAACGCAAUGGCCUUACUGGAAUAGAUCAGAGGGAGCUGAUCAUUUCUUUGUUACACCACAUGACUUUGGGGCUUGCUUCCACUAUCAGGAAGAAAAAGCAAUCGGACGUGGAAUCCUCCCUUUGCUUCAGCGUGCCACCCUGGUCCAGACCUUUGGACAAAAGAACCAUGUCUGCUUGAAGGACGGCUCGAUCACCAUUCCACCAUAUGCACCCCCACAGAAAAUGCAAGCUCACCUUAUUCCCGCAGACACCCCUCGGUCAAUCUUUGUAUAUUUCCGUGGUCUUUUCUAUGAUACCAGCAAUGAUCCUGAGGGUGGAUACUAUGCAAGAGGUGCCCGUGCGUCGGUUUGGGAGAAUUUCAAGAACAAUCCGCUGUUUGACAUCUCAACCGAUCACCCACCAACGUACUAUGAAGAUAUGCAGAGAGCUGUGUUCUGUUUGUGUCCAUUGGGCUGGGCUCCAUGGAGCCCCAGACUGGUGGAAGCUGUGGUUUUCGGCUGUAUCCCAGUGAUCAUCGCAGAUGACAUUGUCCUGCCAUUUGCUGAUGCUAUCCCCUGGGAGGAGAUUGGUGUGUUUGUUGCUGAAGAGGAUGUCCCAAAGCUGGACAGUAUCCUGACAUCCAUACCAACAGAUGUUAUCCUGAGGAAGCAAAGGCUUCUCGCGAACCCGUCAAUGAAGCAGGCAAUGCUGUUCCCCCAGCCUGCUCAGGCAGGAGAUGCAUUCCAUCAGAUACUAAAUGGUCUUGCUCGCAAGCUUCCACACGGCGAAAACGUCUUCUUGAAGCCCGGGGAGAGGGCCCUGAACUGGACUGCUGGACCAGUGGGCGACCUGAAGCCAUGGUAGCAUCUCUCACUGCUUAGAGAUGUAAAAAAAGAAAACUUUUUUUUGAAAAGAUAUAUAUUUACAGACAUGAUAUAUACUUGCGCCUUGAGAUCUCCAUGGUUGCAUAGUGCUGACCAUAAAAUCAACAAAAUGUACAUUUUUUUUGUACCUUCUUUCCUGAUAGCUAUAUACCAUAUAUCUUCAUUUAUUUUCUUCUCGUGAGCUGAUCGUUCGCUGUCCAUAUAUGUGGGUAUCAUAAUCAAAUUGUGAGAGUUUUUUUUCAUGUUGAAUGUUCGACCUCAUUUCAUAUAUGGAUCACCCUUGGAUCAUAUGAUAUUUGAUCUAAAAA